UCUAAGAGGCCGUACCACUUAGGAAGCACAGCAGAUUGCCAUACACAUUUGCACCAACAGUAGAGGAGAAGAGAAGCCACUUCACGCUGUAAACAGGCACAAGUACACUUCCUUUCGGUUCAAGCUUUUAUCAAGCUGCAGCAGAAUGUUUAAAAAAGUUACCCAAACCAUAGCAAAGCAGAUGGAUCCAAAAGGAGAACUGAUUCCAGUUUACAGUAUCUUAGACCAAGAACAUUUCAGACCCCUCUGCCUAGUUAGAAGAAAAGGAAAAACCAUAUUCCGCCCAACUCCUGGCUACCUAAGAACAGAGUAUAGUCUCUAUGAUGUGUUGCUACUCGGAGAAGACAAAACGAGUACAGAACUCCUCAUUCCCGCUGAAGAUGUUCAAGAUUCAAGCCAAGUUACAUUCACACAUCAUGUUGAUGGCAGAGUUGAAGGGAAACUUCACCUUCCUGUUAACUCUGCAAACACAGAAGUGUCUACCCGCUGGUCCAAAGAGGGGUCCAUCAAGCUGGAAAAGAAGAGCAUACCAGUAGCAAAACUUGAGUCACUAAAAACAGAAAGAAAAAUCAAUAUGAAUCACUCCUUCAUCAAACAAUUAAAGAAAAAGCAACAGAAUUUGUAUGUGGUUCAUGAAUCAAUACAAGCCUCAGAGGAGACCAACUAUGAGGAAUACAACAAGACAGAAGGGAGUUUCAUGGCCCAACUUUAUGCCAAGUUCAGCACACAGGGCAGCAGAGGCUGCAAACACAGCAUAACUAUACCCAAAGGCUGCACCAUAGCAUUCAGAACAAUGCAGCUGACUAUUGAAGAUGGAUCAUGGUGUAUUCAUCAUUUCCCAGAAGAAAACAUACAAACAUUCGUGUCUGAUGGUAUUCAUCAUUUCCGAGAAGAUAAUAUACAAGUAUUCGAAUCUGAUGGCAAGCAAUGCUUCUCGCAUGGAAAAUUAGGAGCUCUAGAGAAGGAAGUUAAAGCAAAAUAUCAAAUUUUCUCCAUGUUGUCUGUGGAUCUCUACGCCACGUUUUUAAAAUCCAUCAAAGCUGUCAUGAGAAACAGAAACCUCUUUCAAGAAUUGACCCAGAAAGUGGAAGCAGUUCUUGAUGAAACUGAUAAUUGUGAGCUGAAAACAGAGAGCCCAGACUUAAAAGACCUGCUGCACACUUUACAGGAUACUCCAGGAGAUCUCCUCCUUAAGCUUGCAGGAGCAAUUAACUACACCCUUUAUGCUUUAGAUGAGUUAACAGAGGAUCAGCUGCUGCUAUUGCUAGAGUCCUUGGAAGAGGAUAUUGUGUUCCAACAGCUUAAGUUGGUCAAGAGCAUCUUGGGACAUGACAUACAAGAUAUGGAAGGGUGUUUCAGCAUGGAUGCCAGUCUGCUUUCCUUCUCACAAGAGAAGGAACAAAAAUUAACCACCGCAAUGUUAGAGAUGAGUGGAGUGAAGAUUCAGAAAAACGGAUCUGCUGAAUAUAAGCAAGAAGCCUUCUCGUCCCUAGCAGCCCUGUAUGCAUCUUUAUAUGUGCUAGAUCUGCUGAGUAAAUCAGACUAGACUACACCUUUCUUCCCAUGAUUUAAAGGGAAUGACUUGAGGAUGUAUUUGAAAGUCUGUCACUACAGGCUAGCUUCUCUCUCCAAGCUUCAUUCCUGUCUAGGCGAGACGUUAUCUAUAAGCGCUCAGUGCUGCUUCUAAAUGAGCGGGAAAAGCCGAGUAUUAAGGCAAGGUAUCUGCUUAUAGAAGCCCAAAACCAAAUCUCAGAACUAAUUUCCCAUGAGGCUUGGCCUCAUCUUUCCACAAAAUUCAGAAAACUGAUGUGAAAUUGUUUAGGUAUUUAACUCUUUUCAUAGCAAGCAUAACAAAUGCCCUCACUGUUUUUACAAGAAUAAAAAGAAUAA
Struthio camelus australis is the source of this 1890-nucleotide messenger RNA. RefSeq names its product gasdermin A (gene GSDMA). Gene Ontology annotation, biological process: pyroptotic inflammatory response; defense response to bacterium. The record is from RefSeq and is a predicted model, not a curated record. NCBI's taxonomy places the organism in Eukaryota, Metazoa, Chordata, Aves, Struthioniformes, Struthionidae. Gene Ontology annotation, molecular function: phosphatidylserine binding; phosphatidylinositol-4,5-bisphosphate binding; phosphatidylinositol-4-phosphate binding.